Sesamum indicum (sesame) is the source of this 977-nucleotide messenger RNA. Its product is annotated as homeobox Hox-B3-like protein. The record is from RefSeq and is a predicted model, not a curated record. NCBI's taxonomy places the organism in Eukaryota, Viridiplantae, Streptophyta, Magnoliopsida, Lamiales, Pedaliaceae.
CUCCCCUUUAUUAGACCGUUGGAAGCUCCCUUUCUUUUAAAAACCAAAGUUAGAACAAACACACAGAACUCUAAAUUUCACCAACAAAUCGUUUCAAUGGCGGAGACCAGUGGCUCUCUGCUUCUACAGAAUCAAACCCUACACUUUCUGCACGCAGCCCUUGAUCCCAAAUCUCUGAUUCCUUAUCAAUUCCCCGAUUCCCACGAACCCCAGUUGCUGCAGCUCACGACCGAGAGUUUCAUCAUGGAAAGAGGGCCCAGAUUCAAAGAGUACUCUGAUCUCAGAGACAGAAAGCUGAGGAUGAGGAAUCUGACGGAACAACAAACCCCAGAGAAAGAAAUAGAUCAAAGGGUUCAAAAUCGAUCGGUUCUGACCCCACCAAAGAAGCAGGUGAAAUUCAACUCGAACUUCACAACUCCGCCAAGGCGGCCGAAGGCUCCCUCCGCUUUGGCUCAAUCGGUGCCGGAUUUCUCGUCUGCUCUGCGGAAGGAGAACCGGAAGCCGGUGUCGGCGCUGCCUCCGGUGGCGGAGAGGUCGGUGACCCCGCCGGCGGGGUUGUCGAAGAGUGGGGGGAUUUACGGGAAGGUGGGAGGAGGGAGCAAGUCUGCAAACUCCGCGGAGAAAAGGAGUGGGGGACUGAUGGCGAGGAAGAGCUACGCGAGCAUGGAGGAGUUGAAGGGGUUGGCUGCAGCUGCGCAUAAAGAAAUCAAUGGAGGGAAAAAUGGUAGAGGAAUUGCCAAAACUGUUUUGGGGUGCAGACAGUUUUAAGUUUCUUGGCAGCCAAUUUAUUAUUAUUAUUAUUUGGCUUUGGCAUUGAUUAUUAUCACUUUUUCAAAUUUUUGGGUGUUGUGAUUGAUAAAAUGAUGGAUUUCAUACUACACUUUGUGUAUAGGGGAGGGAGCUUUUUGCAGUAUGAUACUAUGAUUGUAAGUUAUUUGAUUGGAAUAUAUUUUGCUAGUGGAUUCCCAUAAUAAUUA